GCAUCGCAUCCACUCUGCGUCUCUCCAUCUCCCACUGCUCUCUCUCCAGGUCGGUCCCCUGCACGCCUCUUCUGCUCCAGCAUCCACUGCGUCUGCAGCACCAUCUCCUUUUCCAGAAUGGCCACGCCGACUCUGCUCUCCGCCGUGUGCGCCUGGCUGUGCGUCUGGCUGCUGUCGGCGAGUGUCCCCGCGGGGGCGACCUACUACCGGCACCACCGCUACGUCCCCCACUUCUACCGCUACCGGGAGCACUCCGCCAACACGGACAACCACCUCCCCGACGCCUCCAACCCCGCGCCCGAGGUCCCGACGCACCCGGAGAUUCCCCACGUUUUCCACCCGGCGCCGGCUGCUCCAGAAGUCCUGCAGCCCGUACCGGAGGCUUUCCACCCGGUGCCGGAGGUGGUGCAUCCCGCACCUGAGACGUUCCUGCACCCGCCUCAGGUGCACCAGGCUCCCCCCGAAGCCUCCUCCCCCGUCGGCAGCCGCGUUUUUUACGGGGUCAUGUUUGACGCCGGGAGCACCGGGACCAGGAUCCACAUCUAUAAGUUCAUCCAGAAGGACCCAGUUGAGCUGCCAGUUCUGGACAAUGAGAUGUACCAUGCAGUGAAACCAGGACUGUCUGAAUACAAGGACAACCCUGAACAGGCUGGGACCACCAUCCAUCAGUUGCUGAAGCUUGCCCAAAAGACAGUGCCAGAGGAGGAGUGGAGGAGGACGCCAGUGGUCCUGAAGGCCACAGCGGGUCUGCGCAUGUUGACUGAAGAUGAAGCCAAUGGCAUUCUGAAGGAGGUGAAAGAAGCGUUUGAUGAAUCUCCUUUCUAUGUGCCGGAGGAAAGUGUUUCCAUCAUGGAUGGAGCAAAUGAAGGAGUCCUUGCCUGGGUCACUGUGAACUUCCUUACAGGACAUUUGUACUCCAACACAAGGAAGACGGUGGGGAUUCUGGAUUUAGGUGGAGGAUCUACGCAGAUCACAUUCCUUCCAAAGUCCAAGAAAACGAUUCAAACGGCUCCUUCCAGCUACACAGCCAGAUUUAACCUCUUCAAUAGCACAUAUGAACUCUACACACACAGUUAUCUUGGAAAUGGAAUAAAAGCCGCCCGCCUUGCAACUCUUGGAGCACUAGGAGCUGAUGGACUGGAUUGGAAAGUCUUCACAAGCUCCUGUCUCCCAAAGAAGUACAGAGAAGAACUGACUUUUGGAGGAAAAACCUACAAAGUUAGCGGUAUUCCAGACGGAUUCGCAGGGUAUAAAUUGUGCUACUACGAGGUCUUACGGGUCGUCAAAGGUAUUUUUCACCAGCCGUACGAGGUGAAGGGCAGCAUCUUCUACGCUUUCUCCCACUACUAUGACAGAGCUGUGGAAACUGGCCUCAUUGAUGGCAAUCGAGGUGGUGCGGUUGAAGUCAGGGACUUUAAGAAGAAAGCCAAAGAAGUGUGCAACAAAAUGACCAAAUACCGUGCUAUCAACCCCUUCCUCUGCAUGGAUAUGACAUAUAUCACUGCCUUGCUAAAGGAGGGCUUCGGCUUCAAAGACAGCACUGUGCUGCAGCUGGCCAAGAAGGUGAACAACGUGGAGACGAGCUGGGCCUUGGGCGCGACCUUUGACUUCUUCAGAAACUUCAACAUCCACUAAAGACAGCCCGUGCUUGUUGCAGCUGGCACUAAGAGGGACAGUGUUACUGUGGGGCCUUCCCUCCCCCCCAUCAGUCAGCCCGCCUCCUCGCAGACACAACCAGUCCUACCAUGCUUCCACACCCUCAACGCUCCUCAUCUUUCCCUCAACCUCAGCACCCUGCAAACGCUUUAAGAACUGUUGAAAAAAAAAAGAGAGAAAGAAAUCACUAUAUUUUUAUAAGGCCAGCUGUUUUUACUGUAUAUUGAGCUCAUGAUUGAGUUUAUUUUUAUAAGAGGUUUACAUUUUUGAUUCCUUAUGGGUGUCUGAUCUGAAAUGUCUUUUCUCACUGACCUAUAAAGCGUAUAGUAGUUUAGAGGCGAUGCAAGGAGCCAUGGUAUUCUGGUGUAUUGCGGUCCUGGUGUGAACUGUGCAGUACAGCGCAACACAUUUAGAGACUAGUUGCUGCAGUUACAGCUACAAUUACCUUUCUCGAGAUACUCGCUUCCUCUUUAUUCUAGCGGUAAAUUAUUUUUCAGGAGCCCAGUUAAGGCAUGCAUACGGUAGUUUGAACACCAUUGGACACAGAGCGAGUAGAUCACCUUAUAGAUUAUUUUCCUUGACAUCGCACAUAACACUUUAACUGCAAAUACUGUAGCUAUGAAAUAAUCCGUUACUUUGAUGACAUCUACAGAGUUGUACAUAUUCAUCAUUAGUUCUGGAUUUGCCGUGACUCGGGGUGGGGGCGGGGCAGACAGGGUGUUGUGUAAAAAUGCCUCACUGACUUUCAAAAGUAUGACAUUCAUGCUUGUGUGUGUGUGUGUGUGUGUGUUUUUUAAGUGCACCCGGUCUUGUUUGUUUGAGUGGGUAAGACCUCAUCAAGCAUGGCUUAAUUGCAGGGGACUUUGGUCUGAACUGCACUUUAGAUCAUCAUUAGAGAAACCACUCAUCAAGGGUAGACAGUGCACCCAGAAGCAGAACCUACAGACAUUUAAUAAAAAGUCAUAACAUUUUUACAUAUUUCAAGUCAAUAAUCGUCUGUUCCUUUUGCAGUUUCUCUUGUGAAUUGUACAAAUAUUUAAAAGACUGAAAAAUUUAUAUAAGAACAGAGUAUUUUUAUUGUCCUUAUCCAAUAUCAUCUGUAACUCUCUGUAAGUGCUCUCUAAGCCGUGCGUAUGCUGUCUACAUUAUUCAACAUAUUCAAUCACUACUGCUGUAUAUACACAAACUUGGUGAAUUCAGAAUUCAGGACCUGCCUGAACAUCACAAAAACCUUAUACUGUACAAUUGCUGAUCAAUGUCUCUCUGCCCAUUAAAAUACUCUGACAAUAUGUAAAUACUUUGUAUGGAAUCCAGUGACAUAAGUGUAUACUAUACAUGUAUGUUUUAAUAAAACAUUUGUAUUAUAUUUGAGAA
Messenger RNA from Cololabis saira (Pacific saury), 3030 nucleotides. RefSeq names its product ectonucleoside triphosphate diphosphohydrolase 5-like. NCBI's taxonomy places the organism in Eukaryota, Metazoa, Chordata, Actinopteri, Beloniformes, Belonidae. Bases 118 to 1635 code for a protein of 505 amino acids. Gene Ontology annotation, biological process: nucleoside diphosphate catabolic process. The transcript has 13 exons. The record is from RefSeq and is a predicted model, not a curated record. Gene Ontology annotation, cellular component: membrane. Gene Ontology annotation, molecular function: UDP phosphatase activity; GDP phosphatase activity.